Messenger RNA from Pantherophis guttatus, 4255 nucleotides. It is a transcript of the gene ROR2, whose product is annotated as ROR family WNT receptor 2. The record is from RefSeq and is a predicted model, not a curated record. Gene Ontology annotation, cellular component: signaling receptor complex; plasma membrane. NCBI's taxonomy places the organism in Eukaryota, Metazoa, Chordata, Lepidosauria, Squamata, Colubridae. Gene Ontology annotation, molecular function: Wnt-protein binding; ATP binding; transmembrane receptor protein tyrosine kinase activity. Gene Ontology annotation, biological process: multicellular organism development; cell surface receptor protein tyrosine kinase signaling pathway; protein phosphorylation.
GGCCUCAGCUCCCGCUUCCCCUCGCCCGCCGCGGCCAGUUGCAGGGCGCGGAUCCCGCUCGGAGAAGGCGGAGCGGCAGCUCCUCCCUCAGCUAGGAGCCAACGGGGGCUGGUCGGACAGGCAACCUCGUCGGGAAACUCCAGUCCGCCGCCGUUGCCGCCGCCGCCGCCGCCACUUAGCCCAGAGGAGACGCGAGCGAGGCCACAAAGGCUUCUUUGUGCACCGGCGGCCGCGGCCCCCUCGUCCCUCGUUUUUGGCCGGCGCCAGCAUGGGCGCAGCCAGCGCCGCCUUCUUAGUCCUGCUGGCAGCGUCCGGGCUUCUUCCUCUGAUCGCGGCAGGUGAAGUACAGUUCCCAGAUUCUGAUGAUUCUUUGGGCCAAAUGGAUGGACAUGUUAGACCCGUUCCAACACACAAAGGCUACUUUUUGACCUUUUUGGAACCAGUAAACAAUAUCACCAUUGUCCAGGGCCAGACAGCAAUUCUACACUGCAAAGUAGCAGGAAAUCCAUCACCCAAUGUUAGAUGGUUAAAAAAUGAUGCACCAGUGGUUCAAGAGCCAAGAAGAAUCAUUAUAAGAAAAACAGACUAUGGCUCACGAUUACGGAUCCAAGAUCUUGACACAACUGAUACCGGUUAUUAUCAGUGUGUAGCCACAAAUGGGAUGAAGACAAUAACUGCAACAGGAGUUCUUUUUGUAAGACUAGGUCCAACACACAGUCCAAAUCAUAAUUUUCAAGAAGAUUACCAUGAAGAUGGGUUUUGCCAGCCUUACAGGGGAAUUGCCUGUGCACGAAUCAUUGGGAACAGGACUAUUUAUGUGGACUCCCUUCAAAUGCAAGGGGAAAUUGAAAACCGAAUUACUGCUGCAUUUACUAUGAUUGGCACAUCCACUCAUUUAUCUGAUCAGUGUUCCCAGUUUGCCAUCCCAUCUUUUUGUCACUUUGUGUUUCCACUGUGUGAUGAGCGUUCCCGGACACCUAAGCCUAGAGAGCUGUGUCGUGAUGAGUGUGAAGUUCUAGAGAACGAUCUCUGUCGGCAGGAGUACAACAUUGCUAGAUCCAAUCCUCUCAUUCUGAUGCAACUCCAGCCACCUAAAUGUGAAGACUUGCCACUGCCCGAUUCUUUGGAGGCUGCCAACUGUAUAAAAAUUGGAAUUCCUGUAGAACGGCUCAAUAGAUAUCACCAGUGUUACAAUGGCUCUGGUGCUGAUUAUAGAGGAACUGUCAGUGUCACAAAGUCAGGCCACAAUUGUCAGUAUUGGGAGUCCCAGCAUCCUCAUCCCCAUGACUUCACAAGUACAGAGUUUCCCGAGCUUGGAGGUGGGCAUGCUUAUUGCCGCAAUCCUGGAAGCCAGAUGGAAGGACCUUGGUGUUUUACUCAGAACAAAAACGUACGCAUGGAACUGUGUGAAGUACCUGCAUGUAGCCCACGUGACAGCAGCAAAAUGGGAAUCCUCUACAUUCUGGUUCCAAGCAUAGCCAUCCCUUUAGUUAUUGCCUGCCUUUUCUUCUUGGUCUGCAUGUGCAGAAACAAGCAGAAGGCCUCUGCCACCACUCCACAGCGUCGUCAGCUGAUGGCCUCUCCCAGCCAAGAUAUGGAAAUGCCUCUCAUUAAUCAGCACAAACAGAAUAAACUAAAAGAAAUCAGCCUUUCGACUGUGAGGUUCAUGGAGGAGCUGGGUGAAGAGAAGUUUGGAAAAGUUUAUAAGGGUCACCUAUUUGGCACGGCUCCAGGGGAGCAAACACAAACCGUUGCCAUCAAAACCCUCAAGGAUAAAGCAGAUAUAACUCUCCGAGAAGAAUUUAAGCAUGAGGCAAUGAUGAGAUCAAGAUUACAGCAUCCCAAUAUAGUUUGUUUACUGGGAAUAGUGACCAAAGAACAGCCGAUCAGCAUGAUUUUUAGUUAUUGUGCUCAUAGCGAUCUUCAUGAGUUCCUUGUGAUGAGAUCUCCCCACUCUGAUGUUGGUAGCACCGAUGAUGAAAAGACAGUGAAAUCAACAUUGGAGCCAGCUGAUUUUUUUCACAUUGUAACUCAGAUAGCAUCAGGAAUUGAAUACCUCUCAAGCCACCAUGUGGUCCACAAAGAUUUGGCCACCAGAAACGUGCUUGUGUUCGAUAAACUCAGUGUGAAAAUAUCUGACUUAGGUCUUUUCAGGGAAGUUUAUUCUGCUGAUUAUUAUAAACUAAUGGGAAAUAAUCCUCUUCCUAUUCGAUGGAUGUCCCCUGAAGCAAUCAUGUAUGGCAAAUUUUCAGUUGAUUCAGAUAUCUGGUCUUACGGCGUUGUGCUGUGGGAGAUUUUCAGCUAUGGCUUGCAGCCUUACUGUGGCUAUUCCAAUCAAGAUGUCAUUGAGAUGAUUAGAAAUAGGCAGGUUUUGCCAUGUCCAGAUGACUGUCCUGCAUGGAUGUACUCACUGAUGUUAGAAUGUUGGAAUGAAUUUCCCAAUAGAAGACCAAGAUUCAAAGAUAUCCACAACAGAUUGAGAACAUGGGGAAACCUGUCGAAUUACAACAGUUCUGCACAAACCUCCGGUGCAAGCAAUACUACACAAACCAGUUCCCUCAGUACAAGUCCUGUUAGUAAUGUCAGCAACACCAGGUAUGUUGGGCCAAAGCAAAAAAGUCAAGCGUUCUCUCAACCACAGUUCAUACCAAUGAAAGGACAAAUAAGACCAAUGGUGCCACCUCCUCAACUUUACAUUCCUGUCAAUGGUUACCAACCAAUGCCAGGUUAUGGAGCAUAUUUGCCAAAUUUUUAUCCUGUCCAAAUCCCAAUGCAGAUGGCUCCUCAACAGAUAGCUCCUCAGAUGAUUCCAAAACCAGCUUCCCAUCAUAGUGGGAGUGGUUCCACUAGUACAGGAUAUGUAACAACUGCUCCCUCCAAUGCUUCCAUGGCUGACCGGGCUGCUCUCCUGACCGAAGGAGUAGAAGAGGUACAUAAUGGGACAGAAGACAUUGCUCAGAAUCUGGUCCAAGAAGAGGAGGAUGAAGAGGGCUCUGUGCCUGAAACAGAAUUAUUGGGUGAUAAUGACACUCUUCAGAUGGAUGACACCGAAUUUCAGUCAGAACCCUAAGGACGUUGCCUUAGCACAGUGACAAUGCAGGACUUCUUUUUAGUUUGCUGAAGACUGUAGUUCUUCUGAUUUAUACAACCAGUGUUUUACUUCAGACUCCUAUCUACAACUGCUAACCCAAGAUCUACAUAAAGGCAGCAGUAUUGAAUACACCGUUUUGAUGGAUUAUUUUUCCAGAAAAAAUUUGCAAACAUGAUGUAGAAUAGUUAUUUUAAAAUCUAGGGUUGAUUACAGCUCUUGCAGGGAGGCUGCUUUUAUAAAAUACUGUUGCUGUGCAACAUAUAGUAGAAAUGCAUUGCACCUCAUGUAUAUCUUGAACUCUGAUUGUAUUUUUAAUGAAUUCUGGUUAAAUUGAUAACCAAGCAAAGUAGCUGACAUGGAAUUGAUUGAAGAGAUGGCCAAAAUGCUUCUUUAAAAAAAAAAAACACAACAUGUUUAUCUUGCUGAUGCAUUAAACUUUCAAAGGAAUUAUUCAGAAAUGGGUAAUGUACAGGUAAAAGCAGAAUGGCAAACAGUUUUUCUCAGUGACCAAUCCUUUCAUAAUUAUUUUUUAUAAUUAAAUGGAAGUUUGACCUGAUUUAGCAGGAAGCAUAUUUUGGUCCCCAAAGAAAUGACAGACAUAAGCUAUGUUGGAAGUUAGGAGAUUCCAUGGGUUGAUUAUAAGAUGGGCCGCUAUAUAAAUGUUUUAAAUAAAUAAAUAAAAAUAAAAUGUUACAACUUUAGUAACAUUCAAAGUAAACUUUAGUAAUGUUCAAAGUAAAAUUUAGUAAGGAAUAGAUCACCACAUUUCCCUGGUCACCACAGCUUUCACUCAAUUUUCUUUUAAGACAGUGCUAGAGAUCAGAGUGAUCAAUCAGAAUUGUCAAUUUAUUUUAUUUUAGGUACUAGACAUAUGCACAUACAUUCUUCAUUUUUUUAAAAAAUAGUGAUUGUAGAUUCUUAACCAAAAUAAGUGACUUUGUACAGAAUGUAUUUUUUUUCUGAUCAAUGCCUUAUUGUGAGAUGAAUCAUGUACAGAUUUUGAAAUGUAAUUUAUGUUUUCGUACAAUUUUAUGUGUUUUUUUCUAAUUGCAAUAUUUUGGAAUUUUAAAUGCUUAUAUAAUUAUGAUUAAUAGUAUUUUAUUGGGAUUGAAAUUUUGUACACUUUGGUAUGCUGAUAAAACUGGUCCACACAUUUCACAGAAA